GAGUAGACUAGACUACAACUCCAGCAACAAGUGGGAGGUGAAAAGUGAUCCAGUCCAUGUACAGUGAGCAAGUGACGUCGACAUUAAGCGCAUAUAUUUCUAUUGCCUGCGUUAAUAUAGGCUGCGUUCAGAUUUUGAUUUUACGCACAUUCAGUAUAGUCUGCAGCUUCAUCAGUUUGUUCAUCUACACCUGACCAAACUUCUGACAACUUGUUUACGUUGCAACUGCAGAGGCUGUUUCCAACACCGUCCAACGCGACUCCGGACCCGCUAAGAGAAUUGAUCAUGUGCGCGGACUGCCUAAAUCCAUGCAAGGACAGAGAAAGUUGCAGAAAGGUUUUGAACUCAGGCGAGAUGGACAAUGAGCCGCGUAUGAUGAAAGAAGAAGAAUCCGACUUUGACCACAGAGAUGUUGGUAUCUGUCAGAAAGGAUGCGGGCUUCUCUUGUCCCAUACAGACAUUGUCCAGGGAGACCAUUGCUGUUUGGAUGCGCUUCGUAUGCUGAAUGAUGGGCUCCAGGAGAGAAGCGCUACCAUGGAGCACGAAGGCCGAAUGCAGAGGCUCAGGUGGGGUAGGAGAGAGCAAUCCCUCCUCGCCCAGGUGUCUUCCAUCCAGAGCGAAGCACAGCUGACUGCUUUGAAGUACAAGCGAAAGUUACACCAAUACAUGUUGAAUAUCAACAACAUAACCGAACAGGUUAUUGGACAUUACAAGCAGCCUAUACAGAGUAACUCUGGGGCCUCUGGACUCUGUGUGUCUGAUCCGGGUCCAACUGAUGCAGUGUUCGGGCUCCAGGACCUGAAGGAGCAUGGCGGGGUACCAGAGGUAAACCAUCACAACACUGUAACACAGGUGAAUGGGAAGGACCUCUCCAAGGCCAGUCAUGACGAGGCAGUGGAGGCGAUCCGCUCUGCUAAGGACCCCAUUGUGGUGCAGGUGCUCAGGAGGAACCCUGUUAGCCGCGGAGGACAUGUUGGCUCCACUCAGGAAGUGCACGUGGUGGACGUUUGCACGCAGACAGACAUCACCUUCGAACACAUCAUGGCCCUGGCCAAGCUCCGAGCCACCACCCCUCCCGUGCCUGACAUCUGCCCUUUCCUGCUGUCUGACAGUUGUCACUCUCUCCACACUAUGGAACAGGAGUUCUAUGAGGGGACAGACUACCUCUCCACCCUCCCAGACCAACAGAGGACAGAGGAGUUUGAGUACGAGGAGGUGGAGCUGUGUCGACUCAACAGCCAGGAGAAGCUGGGCCUGACGUUGUGUUACAGGACAGAUGAGGAGGAGGACAUGACCAUCUACGUCAGCGAGGUUGGGCCAAACAGCAUCGCUGCAAGGGAUGGACGCAUCAGAGAAGGAGACCAUAUUUUACAGAUCAAUGGUCAGGAUGUGCAGGACAGAAAGGAGGCUGUAGCGGUGCUCUCUAGUGAAGAUACUAGGAAAUUCGUACUGCUGGUUGCCAGGCCCGAGAUACAGCUGGAGGAAGCGUGGUUGGAUGAUGAACACAGUGAAUUCCUGGAGCAACUGAAGAUGGAAAUGUUGGAAGAGCAACAGAGAGAAGAGAUGGAGCUAGAGGCACUUCAGGGGAAGACCAAAGGAGAAGAGGAUGACAUCACUGCCACCUGUUCCUCCAGAACUCAGGACAGUGGGCUGGGGAUGUCGUUAAGGAACAGCAUCGACGCCCCCGACCACAAUGCCCUCCUAUCCCACAUCCAACGGAGACUCUCCCAGUGUCUGAGGGACAGACAGGACUGUCCCAAGCGUCUCGACGAAGAAGAGGAGGAGGAAGAGGAGGAUGUUGGCGAGGAUGGAGAUCGGUUCCAGCAGCUCCUGGAGCUGAAGUGUCAGAUCCGUAACAGCGGCGAGUAUGACCUGAUCUAUAGCAGACGCAGCACUAUAGAGUGUAGGCUGGGAGAGCCGGCCGGUGGAGUGCAGCGUGAGCUCCGCAUGCUCAAUGACGAGCUCCGUAGCAUUGAGAUAGAGUGCCAGAACAUCAUGCAGGCACACAAGCUCGGCAAGGGGCCGGUGGGGUCCCAGUGGAACCAGGGGCAGCAAGUGUUUCCACAAAUUGUCUGCCCCACACCUAAGGACCAAAGCUCCCACCUGGGGUGCAAUGACUCACCUAGAAGAAGCAAGCUGGUGGACAUCAACGAGUGUCCGGAGAAGUCAGACAAGGAUCAAAGCUCGAGUGCCUACAACACUGCAGAGAGCUCUCGCAGCACGCCGCUGGCAAUGGACCGCUCCCCUGAGCACUCCCUUCAGAGGAGGAUGGUGACCAUCACCAACCAGAGGAACCUCCGCAGCAGCAUGGCCAGCCUCCACACUACAGCCAGCCCCAGCCCCAAACACCGGCCUCUCCACUGGGCCCCCAUCCCAGGCAAGGCCAGCAGCCCAGACCACAGCCUUUACCCCUCAGAGUCGGACAAGGUGGCCCCUGCAGACAACGAAAGGAGUGGGUUGGGGAACUGGAAGGUGAAGCCUCAUCCUCCUCCCAGGACUUCCCAGAUCCCUUACCUAUCCCCGUCCCAUGACUCCCAGCACCGCCAGCCCAACGGCAACAUCCCGGCCCACGCUCGCCACUACCAGAGCUACAUGCAGCUGAUUCAGCAGCGCUCGGCUGCGGAGUACGCCCAGAGCCAGCUGAGCCUGCUCAGUGGGGUCAAGGAGCCCCAGUUGAGCCCCGCCAUCGAGCCUAAGAUGGAAUGGAAGGUAAAGAUCCGUUCGGACGGCACACGCUACAUCACCAAGAGACCAAUCAGGGACAAGAUCCUGCGGGAACGCGCCCUGAAGAUCAAAGAGGAGCGUAGCGGAGGGAUGACCACGGACGACGACGCUAUGUCCGAGAUGAAGAUGGGGCGGUACUGGAGUAAAGAGGAGAGGAAGCAGCAUCUGGUCAGGGCUAAAGAACAGCGGAGGAGACGAGAGUUCAUGCAGCGCAGCCGACUGGAGAGCCUGAGGGAGAGUCCUCAGAGCAGCAGCGAAGGACGCAAGGAGGUCAGCAUCAUCGAACUGAGCCACAGGAAGAUGAUGAAGAAGCGCAACAAGAAGAUCCUGGACAACUGGAUGACCAUUCAGGAACUGAUGACUCACGGCGCCAAGGCCCCUGAUGACCCCAGGGCCAAAGUACAUAAGGCCUUCCUGUCGGUCACCACUGUAUAAUAUACAACUAACACAUAACAUUCUAUAGCAGUGUUUCUCAACCGUAUUCAUACCAGGAACCAGCAAGCUAUGGUCCUACCCCGGUGAGCAACAUCCCAGGGACCGGUGCUGGUCUCCGGACUGGAAUUUGAGAAACACUGAUCUACAGUACCCCAUGUGGUAUUAUAUACUUGCCUCGUUCAAUGUGGCGUUUUUAUGAGGGGGAUAGGAAUAUUUUUCACAACUUUGUUACCCGAAAAAUAGCAUUUUCUAAAGAAUUUUAACCAAUGGUUUCCAUGGCAUUAAAAAAAUCUGUUUUUCAUUAUUUCUCUCUGUUCCAGAAACAGUUUUGUAUGAGAUUACUGAGCAAUUAUUUUUCUUAGUUCAUCCUGUAAAUAUAAUUACCUGCAUAGUGUUCAAUUAUUUUCAUAUUUCUGUUCUGUUAUGCAGUGAUUCCAACCCACACAGGUCAGAAUAUUAGUAUGUACUCCCUCAGGGGGAGAGGCGUUCAACUGAAUGUACAGUACAGAAAUCCUACUCCUUGCAGGUCUAGAUUUGAUAAACCAGCCAUUUGAUUUCUCCUUUAAAGAGACACUUCGGGAUUUUGGUAUGAAGGAAGUUAGAGGUAGGUUUCUGAGCCAAUGCUAACUAGCGUUAGCGCAAUGACUGUAAGUCU
Molecule: messenger RNA, 3814 nt
Organism: Oncorhynchus gorbuscha (pink salmon)
Lineage: Eukaryota; Metazoa; Chordata; Actinopteri; Salmoniformes; Salmonidae
Product: PDZ domain-containing RING finger protein 4-like
Exons: 9
Coding region: 286-3159 (957 amino acids)
Molecular function (GO): protein binding
Source: RefSeq, a predicted model, not a curated record